This is a messenger RNA of Lemur catta (Ring-tailed lemur), 2701 nucleotides long. RefSeq names its product ZFP69 zinc finger protein (gene ZFP69). Gene Ontology annotation, molecular function: RNA polymerase II cis-regulatory region sequence-specific DNA binding; DNA-binding transcription factor activity. NCBI's taxonomy places the organism in Eukaryota, Metazoa, Chordata, Mammalia, Primates, Lemuridae. The coding region runs from base 919 to 2496 and encodes 525 amino acids. The transcript has 6 exons. Gene Ontology annotation, biological process: regulation of transcription by RNA polymerase II. The record is from RefSeq and is a predicted model, not a curated record.
ACCGCCGGUGCUGGGGCGAGGGCGACCGGCGGUGCGGGCGGCCCCUGAGGGCGCGUCUGGAGGGCAGGAGCGACGCGAGACGCCCGGCUGCGGCCUAAGAGGCCGGAGGCCGGGUGGGCUUGGCCGCUGCCGCCGGCCCUGGCAUUAAAGCAGCAGCCAGCGAGUGUAUCCUCACCCGGGUCUGCGAGAAACCAGCUUAGGACACCUCUCCCAUUCCGGCCCCCAAAGCUCCGCUCCUGGGGUGCGGCUGGGAAAGCCCACCCGCCCUAGACGGGCCCUUGAUGGGAAUUUGGAAAAGACCCUGGUCCAGUCCGGAGGCCGAGGGUCCUCUGGGCUUUCCGAAAACGCUGGAUGUUUUUUGAAAAUGAUUGCAUUGAAUGAAGAUGUGGUCUGUCUACAAAAGGCUGGAAAAGAACAAAAUCUGUUACCAUGCAGUCCCUCUCUAAAGAGACACUCUGCAGCUGCAAACCCAAGAGCAAGCGCUCUCACGCCCCCGUCUGCGGUCCUACCUGCGUCCACGGCCGAUCUGUUUUAAAUAUACUUCUGCAGGUUCUGGAGUUCUGAUGUAUGACAGAUGCUUCUGGAUCCCUCUUCUCUUCCCUCUUACUCCUGUAGAAGAAUAUUGAGGCAAUGCUCCAAUCUACUCAGCUGGCUGCCUCCCAAAGAAAUAGUGCUUAAUUUAAGAGGGUAGUCCAUUUUUCAGAGUUGUUAAAGUCACACCAGCCUCCAGGAGCUACAAGAUCCUGAUGCUGCAGGGACACAAGCUCCAAUCUCUAGGACAGAUGCAAUUCCUUUCCUGAGGAGCCAAAGUCCUGAGGGCAAGUAACUGUGAUCUGAGGAGGACCACCCAACCCUGAAGCUUCUCAUCAGAGGUUCUGGCAAUUUCCUCACCAGAAGCCCAGUCAGGCAGGCAUCAUCAUGCCACAGCAGCUCCUGAUCACCCUGCCCAGCGAGGCCAGCACCUGGGUGAAGUUGCACCAUCCAAAAAAGGCCAAAGAUGGGGCACCCCGGUGGGAGGAUGUGACCAAAAUGUUUGAGGGAGAAGUUCUGCUGUCUCGGGAUGAUAAUGUGACCCAAGGAGAAAGUUUAGAGGAUGAAGUGACCUCUGGGCCCCCAGCAGCAGAAUCCCAGGAACUGUUGACCUUCAAAGACAUAUCUGUUGACUUCACUCAGGAAGAGUGGGGGCAGCUGGGCCCUGCUUACCAGAAUCUAUACCGAGAGGUGAUGCUGGAGAACUACAAGAACUUGGUGUCAAUAGCAGGAUAUCAACUUUCUAAACCUAGUGUGAUUUCCCAGUUGGAGAAAGGAGAGGAGCCAUGGAUGAUGGAGAAAGAAGGCCCAGAGGAUCCCAGUUCAGACUUGAAGAGUAAAACAGAAACCAGUGAGUCAACUGCAAAGAAUGCCAUUUCACAGGAACAGUUGUAUCAUGGCAUUAUGAUGGAAAGGGUCAUGAAGGAUGACAUCAUUUAUUCCACAUUGAGAAAAGUCUCCACAUAUGAUGAUGUGUUAGAAAGGUACCAGGAAACCUGUGUGAGAGAUGUGAGACAAACCAUCUUGACCCACAAGGAGAGAGGCCAAGAAACUAACACAUUUGGAGAAAAUAUAAUUGUGAGUUCAAAUGUUAUUAUAGAACAGAGGCACCAUAAAUGUGAUACACCUAGAAAGAGGAACAAAUACAAAUUAGAUCUGAUUAAUCAUCCAACAAGUUACAUAAGAACAAAAACCUAUGAAUGUAAUAUAUGUGAAAAAAUCUUCAAACAACCCAUUCACCUUACUGAACACAUGAGAAUUCAUACUGGUGAGAAACCUUUCAGAUGUAAAGAAUGUGGAAGGGCCUUUAGUCAAAGUGCAUCCCUUAGUACACACCAGAGAAUCCAUACUGGUGAGAAACCCUUUGAAUGUGAGGAAUGUGGCAAAGCCUUCAGACAUCGCUCAUCGCUUAAUCAGCAUCGUAGAACUCACACUGGGGAGAAACCCUAUGUAUGUGAUAAGUGUCAGAAAGCUUUCAGCCAGAAUAUUAGCUUGAUUCAGCAUUUGAGGACUCAUUCUGGAGAGAAACCCUUUACUUGCAAUGAAUGUGGGAAAACCUUUCGACAGAUUAGACAUCUUAGUGAACAUAUAAGAAUUCAUACUGGGGAGAAGCCCUAUGCAUGCACUGCAUGUUGUAAAACCUUUAGUCAUAGAGCGUAUCUGACACAUCACCAGAGAAUCCAUACUGGGGAAAGGCCCUACAAAUGUAAGGAAUGUGGAAAAGCCUUUAGACAGAGGAUACACCUUAGCAACCAUAAAACUGUUCAUACAGGAGUGAAAGCAUAUGAAUGCAACCGCUGUGGAAAAGCCUAUAGGCAUGAUUCAUCCUUUAAAAAACAUCAAAGACAUCACACUGGAGAAAAACCUUAUGAAUGUAAUGAAUGUGGAAAAGCCUUCAGCUAUAAUUCAUCACUUAGUAGACACCAUGAAAUACACAAGAGGAAUGCCUUCCGAAAUAAUAUGUAGAAAGAGAUAUUUGACAUGAGAACAAAAACCAAGUCUAAAUCAGUGAUUCUAUGCUUUAAAAUUUCAGGACGCAAAUGAAUUUAAGGAAUUGAUGUAAUGAUGCCAACUUUUAAGUUUGCCCAUUAUGUAAAUAAACAUUACCUUGGUAACUACUGUCUACUAACAUCUCCAUACAAAGUACUUAAGAAUAAAGUCUGGGCUGGGU